AUGGCACAUAAUGCCACAUAUAUUGGCGCAAAAUUGCCCCCGCUUCCGCUUGUUGCGCCCCUGUGCGGCUGCCACAAUCCCGAGAAGGCGCUCGUUGUGUACCAAAACGCGAAGGGCACCGGGGAGGUUGCGGUACAGGAGCUUCUUGCGCGGGCUCGUAUAGUUGUUCCUGCGCUAAUGAACUACCUGUUCUUUAGCUCCACGCAUGUGGCAGUGCUUUACUUGGGCAAGAGCAUUGUGAACGGCAAGCGCAUGGGCGUCCGCGAGGGUGCGGUCGAUAUGAAGAUACGAAUGCUCCGCUACUUGACAACGGAGAUGUGGCCGCCGCUGCUGCGCACUGACGCACCGGAAGAGUCCUGUGUUGGGGACUUAAUGUGUUCUGGGUGCUACAGCGAGCUCCCCUUUGAGGAGCUGCUGGCUUCGGACGGCAAUGAAGACGACAACACUUCUCGCCAGCGUGCAUCACUCAACUUGCUGAAGCAGGUAUCACUACGGAGCGAAAUGGAGGUGCUGGUGUACCUCAAGAACGGCGCAGAUGACACAAAAUACCUCAAGUUGAUUCUUCGUAACACCAUGCACCGUCUGCACUUCGAUGUUAUUGACCCGAAAGAUGAAAAGCACCGCUGGGAGGCGCGAAAGCUCUUUACGCGCAUCCUCGACAACUUGGAGACACGUAAGGCGAUACCAAGUUACGAGGCAUACGAGCGAGCGUUUCGUGAAGCGUGUUCAAUGGCGGCACGGCUGCCAGUCCAUCAGACGUUGUUGGAACAACGUGUUGAGGUGACUGUACGUUCAAGUGAUGAUUCAAACGAUAAUGACGGCGACGAGGUGCGGUUUUACCCAUGGAUGGCAAGCCUAACAAAACCUGAAGGUUCUAUGCUGGAUUACAAGAGCUACAUAUUCGAUACAGUUGAUCAGAUCAAACUCAAUUGUGUGCGCUUUAUGUGUGGCUUCCUUAAUGCCUAUAGUAAGGGAAGACUUCUUAUUGGCGUCCACGAGGUUCCAAAGCGUAACCCAGAUGGCUCAAUACCUCCUGUGGGUGAUGGCAAGAACAAUAUUGUUCGCCACGAUGAUUUGGUAGACCAGUAUGUUGUUGGUGUGCGCAUCACCGACGGGGAUUUGCUCGAGAUUCAAGAGGAUCUCUCGAAGCAACUCCUGGCGUGUGUGCCACCGGUUCCACCACAGACAGUUCGUGCAGAGUUGCUGCCUGUGCGGCUGCCAGAUGAUUUCACUAUGUCGGGACGGGUGCUGGUUCUUUGUGAUGGAGAGCCUGGUGGUUUUUGCACUGGAAUGAAGCAAAAAAUAUUCUCUGCUAUGCACCAAUUGGUCCCACAGGGCCUCUCUUUGGUUCCUGUGGAGAGCAAGACGCUGCGGCAGAGACUCCAAGGGGAGAGCUAUCCCUUUGAUGAACCAAGGAUCGAGUUCUACUGUGUGGCUGCAGUGCGAGAUCCUGCAGCACUGGAACAGCAGAAUUGGGAAGGUCCACUGCUAAAUGCACUCGAAGGACAGAAGGUUUACUGCCAUUACUUUUUUGUGGAUGACCCAGGCGAUGUUAUCAUCCCACCACUUAGCGUCAUUGAUAUUUCAGUGGAUCUGAAGCGAAGCUCAUAUAUUCCCCUGCGAAUGUACCCUGAAAAGUUUUUUAGUGGGUGGCCCUCAAUACCUAUUUGGGACACAACCACAAAUAGUAUACGACGAGUAGAACGAAAUUACAACAUAUUUCGUUACUUCUUGACAACAGGAGGUAGCUACGCUCCUGUGACCCAACAGAGUGAUUUCAGCAUGUCGACACUACCUGUACCGUGGCAGAUGAAUGAACGCUGUGUUGCACCCGUUAAACGUGUGCUGCGUCAGAUUCGUCCGUCUUGGUUCAAUGUUCCCCAAAUCUCAAGUCUUGUUCUCAGCUAUUUGGGAGACAUAUUGGACUGCUUGCGGUUCCGUCUUCUAAAUUCUGUGUGCGACAUGGUUUUCGAGCUUCGGCAAGGGACGUAUCUACUGCAGCUGCUUCUUGCGACACCGUUGGGGAAUGUUGAUUUCAGCUGUUCUUGGGAUCUUCUCUCCCGCGUGCAGAAUGAGAUGCUGGCGGCGGAGAUCCCACCGAUGCCGUUGCUCUUAUGCCGCACGUUUGAGAGCAUUGGAAUACUUCCAUCGCCCUUUCCUUAUGUUGCAGUUCCUCUAAUUCAGCAGAGCUUCCGCGUUUCUCCAUACCUCGUGCCUUUGUUUUAUUUACAACGCUAUUUCGACGGCCAAAUGAAACCACUGAUCGUGCUUGAUCUUCGCGACGGUGUUGUGAAAAGCAUACACCUUCGUAACGGUGAAUUUACCCUGGAAGCUGUGGUUGGGGUAGGAUUUGGGAGGAUCUCAAAACGCCGCAUCAGUCAGUUCGGUUCCAGAAACCGAUCGAGCACAGAAGAUUCUCUCUCUGAGGAUGGGGGUGUGUCGCCAAGCGCCGCGAUGCAUGGGUUCCUAACGCCGCCGACGCACCGCCCUGCUGAAGUGUAUGGCGACAGCGAGCGAAGCCAUCUUCCUUUCCUUGCACUACCCUCAUCCGAACGCAAGAAGGUACCCAGGGUGCCGCGAGAGGUCGAGGAACACCUCCCACUCAUUGAGUUUAGGUUUCUCACUGAGGAAGUGGUUGCAGAGUUUGAUAUUUAUCCUCGUAAUGGACGUAGCGAUACGCAUGAGACGUCGCUGCAGGAAAUGAGAGAUUCAAACCAAUUGACCCCAUGGACCCUAUCUCAUCUGCUCUCUUGGUUUAAUGUGUUGUCGUCUGAUGAGCAUGUUCUUCCCUUUGGCUACUGUAAGCGAUCUGUAUCGUACUGUGUUGCUUCUCUUCAAGAUGUAUGUUUGGAGCAUGUGGAACAUAUUGAAGAAAACAACCUUCAUCUGGCCCAUAUCCGUUUUGCUGACUCACCGCAGAGCUGUCUUUUGCACAAGAAGACGAAGGAAUGGAUGUCCAUGUGA
Molecule: messenger RNA, 2964 nt
Organism: Trypanosoma grayi
Lineage: Eukaryota; Euglenozoa; Kinetoplastea; Trypanosomatida; Trypanosomatidae
Exons: 1
Coding region: 1-2964 (987 amino acids)
Source: RefSeq, a predicted model, not a curated record